GUUGACGAGGAAGAGAGCCGGGGUGCAUGAGUGUUAAAACAUGGCCGCUGUGCACUCACUCGAAUCACAGGUUAAGCAGGGUAUUUGUAGCGAGAAACUGGAAGAACCUGGGGUGAUGACAGACCAGUGUGAACCUGAAAGUACAUGUGAAUGGGCUAACAAAAGUGAAAGCGUAACUUUCGAGAAUUCGUUUAAUAACCGAGAAUGCGGUACAAGUGGCGAUGGGUUUGCAGGACAGAAUGAACCUCUUAGCAAUGCUACAGCUGGGGCUGAUGUUGUGAGAAAAGAUAGUUCAGUGGUCGAUCUAACAUGUGAUUAUGAAAAGGUUAACAACAUAGACUUAUCCUCGAAAAAACUGCGUUUGGAUUGGUCUGAAACGGAGGAUGAUGCGGGGGAUGCACGGGAGUACUCGAAAGAGAAUGGAAUAGACAUACGUAAGGAUAACAUGGAAAAAGCACUUGAAAGUGAGGAUGUUUCAAAAGCAAAGGACCGCGGUAAAGACACAUUAGAUUCUGAUGAAGACAUAAGUCCAGUGGAGGUAUUGUGUGAUGAAGUAAAUGACAGAAGAGAGGAGAAGAUGGAACAUGGAAGGACAGGAUCGGGAGAAGAGAAAACGGUUCAGACAAGAAAGAAAAGGCUUGUAUGCAAAGAGUGUGGAAAGAUAUUCACACGUCGGGAGACUUUUAACCUGCACCGCCACUUCCACACCCAUGAGGGUGAGCUGGCCUCUCUCACCUGCAAGGAGUGUGGCCUUAGCUUUCAGCAUCGCAGCACCCUCAUAAAACACCGGAGCGAACAUAAAGAAAAGGAGCAGGCCACAAACCAAAAACCAAGGGGGAUUCAACUCAUGACUUAUCCGCGUGAGCGCUGUAAAAUGACCUUCUCUGCACCGGCCAAGUUGAACCAGCGUGUCUGCAACAGUGUUCCAGAGAAGCCUUACCGCUGCCCUUUGUGCCGCAAAGAGUUUUUCUUUAAGUGCUCCAUGACGAAGCACAUACAGUCCCAUUCACUGGAUGUCGUCUUCCACUGCCAGGAAUGUAACAAGGGCUUCUCGAAUGGCAUUGCACUGCGGUGCCACCAGCGCUGCCACUCUGCCCUCAAGCCCUACGAGUGUCCGGACUGUGGCAUGGUAUUUAGACACUACUCCGUCAUGGAAGACCACCGGCGAAAGCACAAACAGCCCACCCGGCCCCACCAGUGCCACAUCUGCAGCAAGACUUUCAAGUAUGGCAGCCUCUUGCACCAGCAUCAAUAUUUACACACAGGCCAGAAGCCUUUCCGUUGCCAAGACUGUGGGAAAACGUUUGCAUUCGCCCAGAACUUGAAGGCUCACUGCCGCCAGCAUAAGCGCUGCCCUUAUGCCUGCCCAAUCUGUCCCCUCUCUUUCCCGGACCAGGAAAGUUUACAAACUCAUGUGACCAGUCACAGUAAAGUCAGAGGGCCAGACAAGGAGAAUAACAACCAAGACGCGGAGCCAAAACGCAUAUUUAACUGUCCCCUCUGCCCGCAGACGUAUGUCAAGCCUGCAGACCUUCGUGGUCACAUGCUCAUCCAUGAGGCUGAGUAUGAGAAACUAGAGAACGGAGUCAACAAGAACUGGGAGAAUGCGUACACUUGCCCCCACUGUCCUCUCACUUUCCCUGACCAGUCGAGUUUGUGCACCCACCUGUCGACCCACGGGCCUCCUCCAUACGGCGUCAGGACUGUGCGGAGGGAGCUCGAGAUCAUGAGAGGUAUUCCACUUCAGAGUGGUGUUGCGUCAGAGAAACGGAAGGGGGAGGACAUGAGUAGUAAGCCAUUAAAGUGUCCAGACUGUGGCAAGGCAUUCCGUCACCGCUCAGUGUUAGAACUGCACAUGCGUAUUCAUUCCAAGGAUAAGCCUUACCAGUGUAAUGUGUGUCACAAGUCCUUCAGAUUUAAUAAUUACCUGCAGCAGCACCUCAUUAUCCACACAGGUGAGAAGCCAUACAAGUGUCCCGAUUGUGGAAAAGACUUUGCCUUUCUCCAAAACAUGAGGACUCACCUAAAGCUGCAUCAGCAGAAACCAUUUCGGUGCACUCAGUGCCGUAAAGGCUACAGUGACGAGAGCCAGCUGCAGCGCCACAUGCUGUCACACAACGGUGACAAACCCCACAAGUGCCAACUUUGUGACAAGAGCUUCGGGAUAGCGUACCUAUUGCGUGACCACAUGAACACCCACACAGGUGAAAGACCCCAUCGCUGCCAGGACUGUCACAAGUCAUUUCCUUGGCUUAGUAGCCUUCUGGUGCAUCAGAAAAUCCAUACACGUAAGCACCAGAGCCAAAGCUAUCCUCACUCUUUCCCAUUAGGUAUUAGAAUUAGAAGCAGAGGGCGGAGGGGACCAAAAUUCUGGCCCAAAAUGGCGGGCGGGUCGACUAUGGUUGUUCCCCCAAACUAUUCUCCCUAUCAAGUUCCAAUGUCUAGAGGUGCUGAGUGGGAGAGAAAGUCAGCCCAGCCACAGGUAGCCAAGAUGUCCACCCAGGUGGAUAUACCAGGCCAGCAGCUGCAAGAGCAGUGGAUGCCUCAAGAGGAGCCACCGCCUGUGCAGUGGCAGGUGGAAGGCGGGCAGUUGAAGCCUGUAUCAAUGCCUCAGCUACUUAGAUCACCCCAACAGCAGCCCCAACAAAGGCCGUCAGGUAGCCCGUCUCAGCCAGCCCCACAGCAGAGGAGUCCCGGAUGGGCGGUCACCACCUCGUCACAGCCUGGCCCAAGUUCAGCUCUUGAGCCUCGUCACCUACGAGAUGGUGGAACCACAGAGUUUGGGACCAAACCCCUCACGGCAACUUUGCCAAAGUACCCCAACUUUUCAGACCUGAGUGAGGCGGAGCGUCAGAGACAUCCCCAGGCCGUGGGUUGGGGUAGCACACCCACAGCUGUACAGUUAGCCCCCUCAUCUCAGCAUAGCUUUUCGGUCAACACCGGUUUACCGGAAGUCGCAGCACUUUGGAGUGUGAGGCCCUCUCCGGUUGUAUCCACUUCUCAGAGCUCACCAAGAAAGCUUUGUGAGGAAGCUCAACAGUCAGGAUGGCCGGGUGUCCUGGUGUCGCCACAAAAUAGUGGGAGUGAGUUAUGCAUGCCUCCUAUAAAAGCUGACACGAGAGUAUGGAAUCUUGGUGCCCCUCAGGCUUUGCCACAGACAGUUAAGCAGUCAGAGAUUCCUUGGAAUGUACUGGAGCGCCAGAGUCAUUGGUCUUCAGGUUUAGCCACCUCAGCUCAAAUGGGCCAAAACACAAUUUUGUCAAAUUCAACGCCAUCAUCUCCAGGGAUGGGAAACAUCUUGAAUUCACUGGGAAUUUCAAAGACUUUAAGCUCCCCUGAAAAGACAAGCACUAGUCAAGGGCUGCAGUCACAGCAAAAGCAACUUCCCUUCGGCUGGACCAAUGUACCAACGUCCUCACACAAGGUUCCUCUCCCACUUCAGUAUGACCUGCACCGUUUUCCGCACGGGGUAGGACCAGUAUGGGGUUUCCAAAACACUCCAGUUGGCCCUCAGAUCCUGCAUGCAGGAACAGUCAAGCCAAGGGAUGGACAGCAGCAGCCAAUGAUCACAGGCACAGGCAUCAUCAUAAAUCAGACCUCCCCUUUUCUGUCUCCUCCACUUGCUCGGUUUCCACCUUUCGCUUUACCCACCCCUCACCCCCUUCACUCUGUAGCAGUCGGUUCCCUAUCCAGACCUCCGCACCCAAACAUUUUUUUUACGCCACAGGCGAUCAUGAGUGAGAGACCGCAUAUUCCACAGGCACUGCAGCUACCUCAGCUAGCCCCACAGACAGAACCUCAUAAAAUUGGGGGUUGUGUGCCUUUUGCUCCAGACAGGCUUCUCCAAUGCAUGAUCUGUGGCUAUUCUCUUCCUCGGGAGCUCGAUUUGCAAAUGCACUACCUGCAGCAUGCACAGGGAGAGAUAUGACAGCAAGGACUGAAUAGUUGCUACUGUACAGACUAGUGUUUUGGAGGAAAAAAUAUGAAAAGUUUUCAUGUAACAUUGUGUAUGCUGUUUUAGCCUAGACGUAAUUUACCCUGGUUUCACUUUGGUUCAAAGGUUUAUUUGGUUUUAUUGGAAAAUGAUAGGUGUAAUUUUUUAUUUUUUUAACUUCAUGUAUUUGUGUUACUUUCUAAGUAUUUUGGUUUUAUUGGAUUUUGCAUUCCCUACCAUUAUUCAUACUAGACAAGUUUGAGUGUUGGGUACUUGGGAACCCUGGUGCAUUUGUGUGUUGUACUCAAGUCUGCAUGUUUCUGGUCCUUGAUAAUGUCCAGUGUCUUGUAAUUCACAAGUUGUUAAGAGAGCAUUUAUUUUUCAUACUUACUUACAGGUUGAAAAUGAAUACUAUUUGUGUUGAAUGGCUAUGAUUACUGUUGACUGUACCAUAUAAAACAUUUUAUCCAAACUUGCUUUGGUCAGGUUAUAUCUAGGUUCAAAUUGAUUUAAAAAACAGGCCUGAAAGUGUUGGUCCUUUUUACUAAUAUUAUCCACAUCUGUGACAGGAGAAAGCUAGAGGUUGUUAUCCUCAGUCAUGGUGUC
Molecule: messenger RNA, 4540 nt
Organism: Hypomesus transpacificus
Lineage: Eukaryota; Metazoa; Chordata; Actinopteri; Osmeriformes; Osmeridae
Exons: 2
Coding region: 41-3928 (1295 amino acids)
Biological process (GO): regulation of transcription by RNA polymerase II
Molecular function (GO): DNA-binding transcription factor activity; RNA polymerase II cis-regulatory region sequence-specific DNA binding
Source: RefSeq, a predicted model, not a curated record